AUGGGUAGGCUGGGAUGCACCAUAGAUGGAACCCUGGAUGUUUCAAAGUUCAAUGAGCCGAUGCCGUGGAUCGGCAUCUACGUAGCAGCAGCAUCUGCAGCCUGCGCUAUGGCCAUGGCUGUGGAUGUUUUCCACGGCUUCCGUUACCGGAAAUUCUGGUUCCCUUGCAAAUUCUUUUCUCUUAAUGCCACAACCUUGACUCUUAUAGCUGUGGCAAUCAAACUGUCGGUGGAUCUCAAUACCUCGAUGCCACGCCGCCAUGAUCAGCUUGCAAAACUCAGCAGUGGCGUCUUCAUCUGCACGGUAAUGGGUAAUUUUUUGCCUUCACUAGGAACCAUGGAGAACAAAGAAAUCAUCAUGAAUUUCAUGGCUUUGGCAAUUCUUGUCAUCACUGCCAUAGUGAACAUCUGUAUUCAAUUGGCAACUGGUGUUAUUUUUGUUUUCUGGAGACAGCAUGCUAUCGUUAUGUUUGUGAUGCUUGUUCUUCUUGCAAUCUUUGCUUCUUCGGCUGUGGCAAUUCCAACCACUAAAAGUUAUUUUGAACUGAAAUAUAGUAAGAAAAUUAAAUUGGCUGUGAAAGAAUGCUCUGACAAAACUGAUGUCUCUGUUCCAAAGAAACUGAGAGACGAUCUGAUGAGAUACUGGAUGAUGGCACAUACUAGUAACCCUCAGUUUGUGAUGGGGCGUUCAGCAACAUGCACCGCUUCAGGGGCAUUCUGCCUUAUUAGUGCUGCGACUCUAGCACAAGCCAUGCUUCGAUCUUACUUGAUUCCCAGAUCCUUCAAAUUUUGCCAUGACGAGUCUGAUUAUAAGUGGUCAACUACUUUAGUCCUCGUAACUCAAACUAUAGCAGUGGCAGUAGGCACUAUUGCCCCAGCUUGUCGAUGGUUCACGGCCAUCAAUUUCAGGUGCCCAAUUAAAGCAAAUAAGGCCUGUAGAUGCGAGUUCAAAAUAGAGCACUACUGGAUCAAGAAGUUGAUUCAGUGGAAAGAAUGCCCAUUGGCUUUAAAAAUCUGUGGUCGGCAGGGUAGGAAACUUGCCCACAACAUGAAAAAUCAAUUUUUGGACUUCUGUAUUAGAAUGCAAACUGGGAUAGUGUUGGUGAGCAAAUUGGUCAGGCUCAUUUCCAUUUUUGUUGUGAGCCGGUAUCUGAUAUGCUGCCGCUGGUGCAAUGACUUAAAGCGGUUGCUCAAAGGCAACAACAGUGUUGCAAAUGACAAUUCAGGAUCAAACUCACAGCCCAAUCCAAUGCUUGAACUCCGCCAUUUUGUUAUGCAUCUUGAAGGAGAGGAAGAAUUGGUUGAUCUGAUGAUGGAGAACAACUGCGAUGCUCCUCAUCAUUGGAUCCAGAUGGGAAAAAAGAAGCAGCCAAAAUAUCUCAUACAACUUCUGGAGAAAUCCAUAUCCUCGCGAGAAUUUAAAGGAGUGAAUGAGUUUGAUAGUGACCACGUUCCUUCUUUCGAUUCCGAAGAACCUCCUAAUUGUUGGGCUCUUCCUGUGGUAACAUUAACAAGCAUUGCUGCUGCACUUCCCAACAUUGACCCUCGUUCAAUAAAACAGUUGAGAAACAGUGUAAGCGAAGGCCUUAUGUACAUCAAAGUUGUAGAAGAUAACCUGGAUGACAAGCGAGAUGUGGUAAACGUCAGGAAGGCAUCAGAAAUUGUAUGGCUUGGAGUUGAUCUCUAUCACAAGUGGCUAGAUGUGGAUCUCCAUAAAAUGGCCCUCCAAGGAAAAGGCCCAAAAGAGGUACUCGAAACACUUGCUGAUAUCGCAAAGAACAGAUUCAUGGAAUUCAGGAAGAAAGACAUUAGUGGUUGCCUAAGGGAGACUCCUUCCAAAUGGCCCAUAAAGGUAUUGGCUGCCAAUUGCAUGUACAGAACAUGUCAAACUCUUGUGCUGGAUUAUGAAAGCAGAGACUGCAAGAGCAGUGAGAUACUGUUUGAAAGGUUGUCUGCCAUGAUCUCUGACAUAAUGGGCGCUUGUCUUACCAACCUAAAACAGGUUAUAUCGACGCUUUGCCAUCACAGCACCAUUGAAGAGAGAGAAGAAAGUGUCCGCCGUGCAAUUAUUCUUCUUGGUAAAACACAGGAGAUUUUGAAAAUUCUUGAUAGGCAACCACUUCCAAGUUCAGAUCCAGAUCAACUAGCAUCUAUUGAUAACUGGCGUGCACUGAGCAGACAGAAGGUUCCUCCACAAUUUGUUUCUUCUUCCAUGGAUGGCAACACAGAUUCCACUGGAUCAUCUGACUUGUACCUAACCAUAGACUAA
Ilex paraguariensis (yerba mate) is the source of this 2268-nucleotide messenger RNA. The record is from the annotation of a GenBank genome assembly. Lineage: Eukaryota; Viridiplantae; Streptophyta; Magnoliopsida; Aquifoliales; Aquifoliaceae.